AAUAUUCUUACAUCUCGAGAUUAUGACUAUAAGCAACCCCCGUAUAAAAAGCACUAAAAUAUCCUCAAUCCAAUCACACAAUUGACCUUUAAAGCAUCCAAGCACAAUGGUCAAAGGAAGAGUCGCUGCAUUACAAGUUGGUUCAGAAGCCACAACUCAAAAAACCCUGGAAAAAAUCCUAUCUUUUGAACAAGCUUUGGCCAAGGAGGAACUUGAUCUAGUUGUCAUUCCUGAAGCUACACUAGGUGGAUAUCCUAAAGGUUGUUCAUUUGGUUCUUUCUUGGGGUAUAGAUUACCAGAAGGUCGUGAACAGUUCCUUGAAUAUUUUAAACAAUCUGUUAAAAUCCCUGAAGGUGAAGAAAUUAGAGUAUUGGAAUCAUUCUCCAAAAAAAUCAACGCUACAGUUGCAAUUGGUGUUAUUGAAAAUGGUGGCUCUACAUUAUAUUGUUCUUUGGUUUAUAUUGAUCCAAAACUAGGUUAUGUUGGUAAACAUAGAAAAUUGAUUCCGACAGCAUCUGAAAGGUUAAUCUGGGGUAGUGGUGAUGGUUCAACAUUACCAGUUAUUGAAAGUAAAGUUGGUAGAAUUGGUGGUGGUAUUUGUUGGGAAAAUUAUGCUCCAUUAUUUAGAACUGCGUACUAUGCAAAGGGACUCGAUGUUUGGGUUGCACCAACUGUUGAUACCAGAGAAAUUUGGAGAGUUUCAAUGAGAACUAUUGCUUAUGAAUCAAGAUCUUUUGUUAUCUCUGCUGUUCAAUUCCAACCUGCUGUUAGUGAAGAGAAAACACCAAUUGGUUGGGAGAAAGGCGUCAAUUUGAUCAAUGGUGGUAGUGUCAUCGUUAACCCAAUGGGUGAGAUAAUCGCUGGACCUUUACUUGGUGAAGAAGGCUAUAUAGUGGCUGAUAUUGAUCUUGAUGAUGUUAUCAGAGCUAGAUUUGAUUUAGAUCCUGUUGGUCAUUAUUCCAGGGGAGAUAUUUUCAAAUUAACGGUUGAUGAAUCACCAAAGGGUGUUCAAUUCACAAAAUAGUAAAUUUCAAUAGACUUCGAUAAUCUACAAAAUUCAAAAUGACAAAUCCAAAGGAAAAAAUAUCUUAAAUAUUAUAAUAA
Molecule: messenger RNA, 1104 nt
Organism: Hansenula anomala
Lineage: Eukaryota; Fungi; Ascomycota; Saccharomycetes; Phaffomycetales; Wickerhamomycetaceae
Product: carbon-nitrogen hydrolase family protein
Exons: 1
Coding region: 107-1024 (305 amino acids)
Molecular function (GO): catalytic activity
Source: RefSeq, a predicted model, not a curated record